AUAUAUAUUUUAAUUUAGGUAAAAUUCUUGAUUUCAAAAUUAUAAAAUAAAAAUGGAAGCUUUAUAUCAUCAAACAAAUCGAGUUUUGCAAGAAAUCGAAAAAAAUUUUCAAAAACUAAACAGCCAAGAGAGUUUUGAAGUAGAAAAUGAUAUACAAACGCAAAUUACAACAGUAAAAACAAAUUGUGACCGCCUUGAUGUAUUAUUGUACAAGGUACCAGUUAGUCAACGACCUAGCGCUAAAAUGCGCGUAGACCAACUUAAAUAUGAUGUACGACAUUUAGAAAACUCGUUACAAUUGUAUAGAGAAAAACGUCAACGUAAAUUAAAUGAAAUGUCUGAACGAGAGCAGCUACUAAGUCAUCGAUUUACAGCAAACAGCACUGAGGGUGCACCCGAAACAUGUUUGGACAUGGAUCAUGCUUUACAGCAUCAUAGUCAAUUAGGAAAUGCACAUCAAGGCGUGGACGAAAUGAUAGCUACAGGAGGAAACAUACUCGGCAGUCUUAUUAAUCAACGUGAAACUUUAAAAGGUGCCCAACGAAGAAUUUUAGCUAUAGGAAGUACUUUAGGACUAUCAAAUCACACAAUGAAACUAAUUGAACGCAGAUUUUCUGAGGAUAAAUAUAUAAUGUUAGUGGGUAUGGCGAUAACGUUAUUAGUAAUUGGAUUUGUAAUAUACUUUAUAGUAUUUUAAUCUAAACACUUUGUAUUUUGUGUAUACGACGUCAUAAUAUUCCAUACGCAUUUUUACAUUGAACUGUUUGCUACGAUAUACCUAAGUUUCCAAUAAAAUAAUUAUACAAUAAAUACA
Messenger RNA from Teleopsis dalmanni, 814 nucleotides. It is a transcript of the gene Membrin, whose product is annotated as probable Golgi SNAP receptor complex member 2. The coding region runs from base 53 to 697 and encodes 214 amino acids. Gene Ontology annotation, molecular function: SNARE binding; SNAP receptor activity. The record is from RefSeq and is a predicted model, not a curated record. Gene Ontology annotation, biological process: vesicle fusion; vesicle-mediated transport. The transcript has 2 exons. Lineage: Eukaryota; Metazoa; Arthropoda; Insecta; Diptera; Diopsidae. Gene Ontology annotation, cellular component: endoplasmic reticulum membrane; late endosome membrane; SNARE complex.